Messenger RNA from Prunus mume (Japanese apricot), 1457 nucleotides. RefSeq names its product DHHC-type zinc finger family protein. Lineage: Eukaryota; Viridiplantae; Streptophyta; Magnoliopsida; Rosales; Rosaceae. Gene Ontology annotation, molecular function: palmitoyltransferase activity. The record is from RefSeq and is a predicted model, not a curated record.
UGAUGAAAGUUCCAUCUUCCCAAUUUGUCUUGGAAACUCUGUCGAUGAAGAAGACCUUGCAGAAUUGGGAUACUCUUCAACUGCAAUGACAUGACAUCACUAAUCUCUGAAUCCUUUGAAGUUGCUCCAAAGGCAACUCCAAUUAUGGCUGACUUGCCCAAGGAGCAUUUUAUAGCAUCCGUCACGGAGGACUAUGAUGUCACGUGUUGGGGUUGUGGACUGCACCUCCUUCUUCCAUCACAUGCUCCAGUUUUCAAAUGUGGUUGGUGUGGAGCUUUAACAAAUCAGAAUGCAGGGAAACGAGAAUGCAAGUACUUUUGGUUGAGACGCUUGCGGGAUCGGUGCUUUGUCUGCAUUCUCCUCAUGUUUAUGCUCUUUGUGAUAUGUGGUGGAGUGUGGGCAGCAUUCCCUGUUCUUUUCUCUAUCAGCUAUUUCCAUGGAAUUUUUCACUCCAUCAUUGCCUUCAUCUUGUCUGUAACUACUGUUUAUACAUUCAGUUCUGCUUCGUUUGCAUGUGCUGGAACACCCCCAUGCGUAGUGUGGGGUAGCUAUCCAGCUGUGGGGAAAGGUGCCCUUGAGAAUUAUACCUUCUGUCAGCUCUGCUCAAAGCCAAAGUCACCUAGAAGUCAUCAUUGCCGAUCCUGUGGAAUGUGUAUUUUGGACAUGGAUCAUCACUGCCCAUUUAUUGGGAAUUGUGUUGGUGCAGCUAACCACCGACACUUCAUUGCCUUACUCAUUUCAGUUGUCACCAGUACAUUCUAUAUUUCUAUCAUGACUGUGUAUGUAUGUUGGCAUAUCUGGCCAUCCAUAACAUAUGAACCCUUCGACCACUCAUAUGGGUUUGGCAGUGAUUUUGCUCUGAGAGCUAUCCGUGAGAUUGUAUAUGGUUUGCUAAAAUCUGUAGUGCUUUUAUCCCCCAGAGGGCUUGUUUUGGUGUAUCUGUUUGUUUCAAGUGUUUCAUUGGGGAUAGGGUUGAGCAUACUUCUGUGGCAGCAACUCUGUUUUAUUUACGAGGGAAAGACCUACUUGAAUCAUUUAAACGAUGGAGUUGGAGAGAAGGAUUGCCAAAACCUUGUGCAGUUCUUUGGAUGCCCGUAUUCUUUCUCAAUAUAUUUGCCCCACUGCUCUCUCUCAAGAUUUUUGCCAAGUUUCCGAAAGAAGACACAGAGACACAAGAAGUAGAAGUAGCAUGUAAAGGAUAAUGAGGUCUAUUAUUUCUUUCCUCUUCCUUUCAUUUAUUUGUUAUAUAUUCUUUUUUAGGAAAGCUUGAUUGAGCUAUCAUAGUAAGCAAAAAUUUUGGGGCAGGGUGGUCGUAUACGCCUUUCUAUCGUAGCUACCCAUCAUGGAAGAGGUGAUUGUAAGGCGGGAGCCCUGCCCCCUACCACGAAACUUUCUCCCUGCUAGUAUGGUGGUUGCGACCAUUGCGAUUUCAAUGAAUUUUAUUUUUCCUCUGAUAA